Molecule: messenger RNA, 1374 nt
Organism: Fonsecaea multimorphosa CBS 102226
Lineage: Eukaryota; Fungi; Ascomycota; Eurotiomycetes; Chaetothyriales; Herpotrichiellaceae
Exons: 1
Coding region: 1-1374 (457 amino acids)
Source: RefSeq, a predicted model, not a curated record
AUGCCUAUCACGCAAGGCUUCGAGUUCUUGAUUGAAGGUGUCGACGGUGUGCCCUUUACUAAUUAUGGUACUAGGUCUUUGGGCCCGAGGAUUAUUUCCACCAAGAUUCAAGCCAAAAACGGUGUGAGAUUCAACAUUCGAAUCAAACCGCAAGCUCCGUUCCCUGACCCGGACAAUGCACCCCUCGGCAGAAGCAGGUACAACCUGAGGAGUUCCGCGCCACCAGCUGAGGUAGCAGGUGGAAGAGACGGCAUGGACUAUGAAUCAUCAAGAGCAGCUGCGGACGAAGUCGUUUAUGUCGCUUACGUGCAUGUGGAUGGCAACAAGAAACCCGAGUGCACAAGUGUUAUCGUCGUGGAUCCCGAGGACAGUGGAUACAGUAGUAAAGGUUGCUUGCUUGACGGCCGCUACUCUCUGGCGGAUGAUGCCACGACCCAGGAUCGGUCGGACGAGGACUCGACGACAAACAUAUCGAUCUCUCCAUGGGUGUUUUCAGAGAGAGGGAUCGAUGUUCUGAUGGGUCGCAUGGACAUCUCCACGGCAGAUCCUGAUAUCCCGUCAACAGCAAUGGAGCAGGAAUUGGCUGACCUUACUCAAGCAAUGAGCAAGGACAGCUUGUAUGGAGCGGCCGAAGAGAAGCGAGGAGAGAUCGAGGUUAAGAUUGUCAGAGUGGUGGAUGCUGGCGGCGUGUGCUCGGAUGCAUACUGGAAGCGAGGCAAAGAGGAGUCUCCCAAAGAUGACGACGGCAAGACACACGAUAUCACCAUCGAUAAGGAUCAAGAGCAACGCGUCAGCAUGGUCACCUGCAGAUACCGCCGGUACCGAGAAGACGAGGCAUUUCUAUGCAAAGCCAAGUUCCAAUACAUGGACAUCGCCAAACUUGUGAACCUUGGGUUAUGCAAUACCAAAGGAGAACCGAUUGAGCGUCGCCAGAACGAUGCCGUUGGCCAACCCUUGGCAAUAUCGUCUAGCGGGCAUGACUCACGACUCGGUCAAUCGAAGCGUGUUAGGGGCCUUGAGCGAGAGCAGGCCAAGCAGGGCGAGUUGGACUUGGCCAGGUACUCGUCAAGCGAGGAAGAAGGAUCGGCCUCUGACACAACGAGCGACUCUGACGUGCCUCGGCGAAAGCGUCGUGGAGCAAGCAAAAGAGGCAAGGCAACGGCAUCGAAGGAAAAGAAGACACUGAGAAGGCCAGGGCCGGCAAAAGUCAACGCAUCAGCCGACAACCUCAGUAUGGUGCCAAAGCUCGGGGAUAAGGCGCGGGUAGCAAACUUUCUGCAGCUCGAGCCUGCGUCGAACAACCGAGAGCCAGAGACCGACGCAGCCAUCGAACAGUUGCAGCUUGUAAAGGCAGAUUUUGAAGGCAAGGGCUGA